This is a messenger RNA of Oncorhynchus masou masou (cherry salmon), 2496 nucleotides long. RefSeq names its product basic proline-rich protein-like. Lineage: Eukaryota; Metazoa; Chordata; Actinopteri; Salmoniformes; Salmonidae. Bases 1 to 2496 code for a protein of 831 amino acids. The transcript is spliced from 4 exons. The record is from RefSeq and is a predicted model, not a curated record.
AUGGGACCGGCCAGUCAGCUAGAUACACGGACCGCCAGUCAGCUUAAUUUGUCAGCCUCAGGGAUCCACACGGACCGCAGUCAGCGAGACACGGGACCGUCAGUCAGCGUGGAUACACACGGGACCGCGCCCUCGAGAUACACGGGACCGUCAGUCAGCUCGCCCCUCCUUGAUGGGGGACCGUCAGUCAGCUCGAGAUACACGGGACCGUCAGUCAGCCUCCGAGAUGGGACAGUCAGUCAGGAUACACACGGACGUCAGCUGCACACGGACCCCCCCCGGGCCUCACCCGACGAACUGCAGCGCCCGGCCUCACCGACUCCGAACUGCAGCGCCCGGCCCCACCCGACUCGGAACUGCAGCGCCCGGCCCCACCCGACUCGAACUGCAGCGCCCGUCUCACCCGACUCGAAUCCGCAGCGCCCCGGCCCCACCCGGGCUCGAACUGCAGCGCCCGGCCCACCCGACUGGACCAGCGCCCCGGGCCCCACCCGACUCGAACUGCAGCGCCCGGCCUCACCCGACUCGAACUGCGCCCGGCCUCACCCGACUCGAACCAGCCCCGGGCCCCCACCCGACUCGAACUGCAGCCCCCGGGCCCCACCCGACUCGAACCGUGCCCCCGGGCCCCACCCGGACUCCGGAACUGCAGCCCCCGGGCCUCACUCCGACCCGGAAUCCGUAGCGCCCGGGCCUCACUCCGACCCGGGAACUCCAGCCCCCGGCCUCACCCGGACUCGGGACCGCAGCCCCCGCCUCACCCGACCCGGUCCGCAGCUCCCGGGCCUCACCCGACUCGAACCAGCCCUCUGGGCCCCACCCGACCCGAACUGCAGCCCCGGCCUCACCCGACUCGGGACUGCAGCCCCGGGCCUCUACCCGACUCGGGACCGCAGCGCCCGGCCUCACCCGGACUCGGAACUGCAGCGCCCGGGCCUCAACUCCGACUCGGACCAGCAGCGCCCGGGCCUCACCCGACUCGGAACUGCAGGCCCCCGGGCCUCACCCGGACUCGGGAACCGUAGCCCCCGUCCACCCGGCCCGAACCAGCCCCUUCGGCCUCACCCGACCUGGAACCGCAGCCCCGCCUCACCCGACUCGGGACCAGGCGCCCCCGGCCUCACCCGACCCGAACUGCAGCGCCCGGGCCUCACUCCGACUCAACUGCAGCGCCCGGCCUCAACCCGACUCGACCAGCAGCGCCCGGGCUCCCCACCCGACUCGGGAACCGCAGCGCCCCGCCCUCACCCGGGACUCGAACUGCAGCGCCCGGGCCUCACUCCGGACGCGGUCCGGCAGCGCCCGGCCUCACCCGACUCGAACCGGCAGCGCCCCGGCCUCACCCGAUUCGAACUGCAGCGCCCGGCCCCACCCGACCAAUCCGCAGCCCCGUGUCCCACCCGGCACGAACUGCAGCCCCGGCCCACCCGACUCCGACCAGAGCCCCCUGGCCUCACCCGACUCGAACUGCAGCCUCCCCGGGCCUCGACCCGACUCGAACUGGGCAGCGCCCGGCCUCACCCGACCCCCGCCGGGACCACAGCCCCCGGCUCCCACCCGACUCGAACUGCAGCGCCCGGCCUCACCCGGACGCCGGGAACCGCGCCCGGCCUCAAUCUCGACUGGACCAGCGCCCGCCUCACUCCGACUCAACUGCAGCGCCCGCCUCACCCCGACCCGGGAACUGCAGCCCCGGGCCUCACUCCGACCCGGACCGCAGCGCCCGGCCUCACCCGGACCUCGAACUGCAGCCCCCGUCUCACCCGGACUCGAACUGCAGCGCCCGGGCCUCACCCGACUCCGGGACCGCAGCGCCCCGGCCUCACCCGACUCGAACUGCAGCCCCGGCCUCGACCCGACUCCGAACCCGAGCCCCCCGCCCCACCCGACUCGAACUGCAGCGCCUGCCCACUCCGACUCGGGACCACAGCCCCGGGCCUCACCCACUCGAACCAGCCCCCGGGCCUCACCCGACUUCCGAACUGCAGCCCCCGGGCCUCACCCCGACUCCGAACCAGCCCCGGGCCUCACCCGACUCCGGACUGCAGCCCCCGUCCCCACCCGACCGAAUCCAGCCCCCGGGCCUCGACCCGACCUCGGAACUGUAGCCCCGGCCUCACCCGACUCGAACUGCAGCGCCCCGGCCUCACUCCGACUCGAACUGGGCAGCCCCCGGCCCCACCCGACUCGAACUGCAGCCCCGGGCCCCACCCGACUCGAACGCGCAGCCCCGGCCUCGACCCGACUCCGGAACCGCAGCCCCCGCCCCACCCGACUCGAACUGCAGCCCCGGGCCUCACCCGACUCCGAAUCCGCAGCGCCCGGGCCUCACCCGACUCGGGAACCGCAGCGCCCGGGCCUCACCCGACUCGAACUGCAGCGCCCGGCCCCACCCGAUUCCGACCUGCAGCGCCCGGCCUCACCCGACUCGAACUGGGCAGCCCCCGGCCUCGACCCGACUCGAACUGGGAGGGACCACCCACGGUUAGUCUCUAA